ACUUUGAAGGUGAGUAUGGUUAACUUUAGAUCCAUUUUCUAUGUCCUGUUGUUUGCAGUGUGUGGCAUCACUCCCAUGAACACCAGGAUAGUUGGAGGUGAAGAUGCUCCACCUGGAAGUUGGCCCUGGCAGGUCAGUCUGCAGAGGUUUGGCGGCCAUGUUUGUGGCGGUUCCCUCAUCAACAGAGAGUGGGUGGUGUCUGCUGCUCACUGCUUCUCCAGUACAAGUACGUCUGGAUGGCAGGUUUCCCUGGGCCGUCAGAACCUGCAGGGCACAAACCCAAAUGAAGUGUCCAGAACUGUUGCCAGAAUCAUUUUACACCCAAACUAUGACAGCGACAGCAGCGACAACGACAUUGCUCUGCUCAGACUCUCCUCACCAGUCAUGUUCACAGACUACAUCAGACCUGUGUGUCUGGCAGCCAGUGACAGUGUGUUCAACAACGGUACUGACAGCUGGGUCACUGGCUGGGGCGCAGUCAACGAGGGAGUGUCUUUACCGUUCCCUCAAACUCUACAAGAGGUGGAGGUGCCAGUUCUGGGAAACAGACAGUGUAACUGUCUCAAUGGAGUCGGUACAGUCACAGACAACAUGAUCUGUGCUGGUGUUCUGGCAGGAGGCAAAGACUCAUGUCAGGGUGACUCAGGAGGUCCAAUAGUGAGCAAACAGGGCUCCGUGUGGGUCCAGUCUGGAAUAGUCAGUUUUGGUUUUGGCUGUGCUCGUCCCAAUCUGCCAGGAGUCUACUCCAGAGUGUCCCGCUACCAGUCCUGGAUCAACUCCUUCAUCAGCUCUGAUAAGCCAGGCUUUGUCCAGUUCAGCUCCAGUGGGCCGGACGCUGACAGCAGCUACACCUGUCCUGGUCUCCCACCUCCUCUCAUUACUAAUACUACUACUACUGCAGGACCAGCUACACCCACAGAUUCACCAUCCACUGUAUCAAUGUGUGGCAUCACUCCCAUGAACAACAGGAUAGUUGGAGGUGAAGAUGCUCCACCUGGAAGUUGGCCCUGGCAGGUCAGUCUGCAGAGGUUUGGCGGCCAUGUUUGUGGCGGUUCCCUCAUCAACAGAGAGUGGGUGGUGUCUGCUGCUCACUGCUUCUCCAGUACAAGUACGUCUGGAUGGCAGGUUUCUCUGGGCCGUCAGAACCUGCAGGGCACAAACCCAAAUGAAGUGUCCAGAACUGUUGCCAGAAUCAUUUUACACCCAAACUAUGACAGCGACAGCAGCGACAACGACAUUGCUCUGCUCAGACUCUCCUCACCAGUCAUGUUCACAGACUACAUCAGACCUGUGUGUCUGGCAGCCAGUGACAGUGUGUUCAACAACGGUACUGACAGCUGGGUCACUGGCUGGGGCGCAGUCAACGAGGGAGUGUCUUUACCGUUCCCUCAAACUCUACAAGAGGUGGAGGUGCCAGUUCUGGGAAACAGACAGUGUAACUGUCUCAAUGGAGUCGGUACAGUCACAGACAACAUGAUCUGUGCUGGUGUUCUGGCAGGAGGCAAAGACUCAUGUCAGGGUGACUCAGGAGGUCCAAUGGUGAGCAAACAGGGCUCCGUGUGGGUCCAGUCUGGAAUAGUCAGUUUUGGUUUUGGCUGUGCUCGUCCCAAUCUGCCAGGAGUCUACUCCAGAGUGUCCCGCUACCAGUCCUGGAUCAACUCCUUCAUCAGCUCUGAUAAGCCAGGCUUUGUCCAGUUCAGCUCCAGUGGGCCGGACGCUGACAGCAGCUACAACUGUCCUGAUCUCCCUCCUCCCUCAGCACCUUCACCAACAACAAGGCCAACUAUUAUCACCCAAAGUGUAGCCAGUCCUGCCAGGUCAGUGUGUGGCAAAGCUCCCAUGAACAGUCGUUCUAUUGGUGACAGUAGUGUAGUGCCUGGAGGAAUGUGGCCCUGGAUGGUGAGUCUCCACAAAAAUGGGGUCUACACUUGUGGAGGAACCCUCAUCGCUGAUAAGUUUGUCCUCACCAGUGGUCAAUGCUUCUCUACCCUCAAUCCAAAUGUCCGGGAGUGGAGCGUGUUUCUCGGCCAGAGACGCGUAAACAAUUUUGAGGAAUUUGAGAUGUCUUUGGAUGUUGUGAACAUUACAUUGAGCAAAAUGCCGGGCUCCAAUAUUGCUCUGCUUCAGCUGGAUAAACCAGUCAGCUACAGUGAUUAUAUCCAGCCUGCAUGUGUGGACAUUAGCAAUGACAGAUCCUUCCCCAUUGGUAGCCCAUGCUGGGUGGCAGGCUGGGGGAAGGGGAGUAAGAGCAGAGGUGCCGAUAAAGAUGGCUCAGGUCUUCGGGACCUUGAAACUCAAGUGGCAAGUUGUGGGAACGUUUCUGAUUCGGAGAACAUUUGCACUCAUACCAUGGACCUUCAGCAGGGGGAUACGGGCAGCCCUCUACUGUGCAAGUCGGACUCAUCUUGGUUCCAGGUGGCCGUUGUAACGAUGAGCGGAAGUAAAUCAGUCCGUGCAGACAUUCAGGUCUUUGCAAAGACUUCAAGAUUUGGGUCGUUCUUGAAGGAGACAGUUGGUGACAUGCCCUCUCCUGCAGCAGCUACAACAGGAAAUGCACCAGGUUUCACAAUUUCCUUAUUCUUCGCUUUCACUGUCCCCAUUUCUUCCAUAUUCCUGUUGUUGUGAUAGUAGGUCUGUUCAUUAUUGCACUCAAAAGUCAAGCUGACCGAUAGCUUUGACCACUCUUCCUUACGUUUAUAUUGUGUACUGUAAAUGAUACUC
Seriola aureovittata is the source of this 2721-nucleotide messenger RNA. RefSeq names its product transmembrane protease serine 9-like. The transcript is spliced from 12 exons. The coding region runs from base 16 to 2625 and encodes 869 amino acids. Gene Ontology annotation, molecular function: serine-type endopeptidase activity. NCBI's taxonomy places the organism in Eukaryota, Metazoa, Chordata, Actinopteri, Carangiformes, Carangidae. The record is from RefSeq and is a predicted model, not a curated record. Gene Ontology annotation, biological process: proteolysis.